UGAUGGUGUUUAAAAUUAUAAUCGGAUGGCCAUCAAACAAAUCCUUCUCCCAUCAUCUCCUUUCUCUAGUGCUCGAAUCCUCUUUCUCUGUGCUCAAAAUCUCUCUGUUAAAUAUGUCGAUCUUCUUAUUCCGCUUCAAUGCUUACCUUCUAUCGGUGGACGAUCCAGGUACAAGUUUGGCUGACUUAUCUAGCGAAAUCUGCUCAUGGGGUUACAUUGUGAAUCGGGGCAGCCCUUGUAUCUUGAGCCGGUCCAGCUCAACAAUUGCGUCAUCUUCGUUGUUGCAAGAUCAAUUAACUCCAUUUCCCAAUAAAGUUUCUUUUGCAAUAUUGGAUAUAUCUCUAAGAGGUAUCAGCAGCAGGCGCCAAGAGAGACUUGGCAGGUGGAAGAAUAGCAACGGCAUCUCUCUGGAGUCUGGGGAAGAGAGUAUUUCUUGAAGAUGACCCUCAGUUUAUGAUUAGCAGCCUCCAGAUGGUAACCAACCAGAAGCUUGGCGCACCCCAUAAGCUGCCCUUCAGAGAAUCCUGUGUGAACCCUCAGCGUAUCAUUCCAAGCCGGAGUUCUGUUCAACGCACACCUAGCAGCAUACACCGCUGACGCAGCAAUCAUCGACGGGCAGCAUACACAUCUGUUACAUUUCUAAUAUGCUUGCACAACGGUUCAGAUUAAAGCUUAUGAUUAAUGUCACUUCACUUUUGCAGUAAUCUUGUGCAGCAUUAUUAGUUAUAUAGUUAUAUAGUUAUAAGUACAUGUGAGUUUAAGUUCUUCAGAUUGAAAGAUUUUUAAAGUUCAUUAUUUAUUCAGAUUGAAUGAUUUGCUUGACUAAUUUUUUCAGUUCACUAAUAUAUGGAGGAACAAGAAAGUUUAGAGUUCAAGUUUGGAGAAGAUGGUCUUUGAUCAUGUGUGAGACUGGCGGGUGGUCUCUUGUGUUAGAAGUAUGAUAUUGAAUAUUGAUUUUUUUGAACUUUAAAUUGUAAUCGUAAGUAGUCUUCUGCGUAGUAUGUAUUGAGCUGUUGCACUUUGUGUAAUCUGUAAAUUUUGGAUGGAUGGUACUAAUUUUCAAUUUUUGGAAGCGUGUAA
Messenger RNA from Cuscuta europaea, 1080 nucleotides. The record is from the annotation of a GenBank genome assembly. NCBI's taxonomy places the organism in Eukaryota, Viridiplantae, Streptophyta, Magnoliopsida, Solanales, Convolvulaceae.